CUCAACAUUUUUAAACACAACCAACUCUCUUGCAAAAUUUAAGGUUGUUUCUUCUAACGUUCAACACACAAGAUAGUGUGUGUGUUUGAAAAAUGGAGCAACAACGAGCAAUGUUUCCUUCUUCCAAGAGAGUUUGUACUUAUGAUGUUUUCCUCAGUUUCAGAGGAGAGGAUACUCGCUAUGGUUUCACUGGAAAUCUCUACCAUGCUUUACACCAAAAAAGAAUCAAAACUUUCAUCGAUGAUGAAAUGAUAUUGAGAGGAGAACAAAUUUCACCAACUAUUUUCAAAGCAAUUGAUGAGUCUAGAAUGGCCAUAAUUGUUUUCUCCAAAAACUAUGCAUCCUCAAAAUGGUGUCUUCAAGAACUUGCCAAAAUCAUUGGAUGUUUCAAAGACAAGGAACUAGUGGUGUUUCCAGUGUUUUACAACGUUGAUCCAUCGGAGGUUCGAAAUCAGACGGGGAGUUAUGGACAACAAUUGGCUAAGCAUGAGGAGAAAAUGAAGGAAGAAGUGCAAGGUUGGAGGUUCGCUUUACGUGAAGCUGCCAAUCUGGCAGGGUGGUGUUUUAUAGAUGGAUGCGAAUAUGAAUAUGAAUUUAUCAAAAGGAUUACUGAUACGGUGUGCAGCACAUCAAAACAGAUCCUUUCACAUGUUGAUGAUUAUGCAGUUGGACUUGAGUCACGCGUAUUUAAAAUACUAAACCGUUUGCAAAUGCCUGAUCCUAAGGUCAUCGUGAUAGGAAUUUGUGGUGUUGGUGGAAUAGGCAAAACUACUUUGGCACGAGCUGUGUAUGAUUCCAUUGGCCAACAAUUUGAAGGUCUGUGUUUUCUCAAUGAUGUCAAAGAAAAUUCAACCAAAUAUGGAUUGGCGUAUCUACAACAGGUAAUUCUUUCUGAUACGGUUGGCGAGAAUAUCAAGCUGCGUAAUGAGAAUGAAGGAAUUUCCAUCUUAAUCAGAAAUUUGCAAAGUAAAAGAAUUCUUUUGAUACUUGAUGGUGUUGACAAGUUGGACCAAUUGAAGAAUUUAGCGGGAGAACCCAGUUGGUUUGGUUGGGGGAGUAGAAUUAUCAUAACUACUAGGCAGAAAGAUAUUCUAACUUCUCAUGGAGUUGGAAAUAUAUAUGAUGUACCUAGUUUGGAUUAUUAUGAAUCUCUUCAACUUUUAAGUUCCAUUGCAUCAAAAAGACUUAACCAUAAAGGAGUCUGGGAACGUGUAAUCAGCUAUUCCCACGGCAUUCCGUUGGUUUUAAAGGUUAUCGGUUCUGAUUUGUUAGAAAACUCAACUGAUGAAGGGGAGAUUUCAUUAGACAGAUAUGAAAAAGUCUGCAAUGAAGAAACUCAGAGUAUACUUGAAGUGAGUUAUAAUAGUUUGAAUGAACACGAGAAGAGAAUUUUCAUUGACAUCGCAUGUUUCUUCACUGGAGAGCCAUUUUCAUAUGUCAAAGAAAUACUAUCUGCUUGUGGUUUCUAUACAAAAUAUGGUAUUGACAGACUAAAGGAUAGAUCCCUCAUAUCAAUCACUCCCAGUGGAAGUUUGAUGGUGCAUGAUCAUAUAAUAGACAUGGCUAUGAAUAUAGUACAACAAGAAUCACCGAUGAAUCCUUGCAAACGAAGCAGGUUAUGGUUACCUGAAGAUGUUCUUCAAGUUUUUGAUGAAAAUGCGGGAAAUGGUAACAUCGAAGUCAUGAUAUUGGACAACUUACCGCAAGAAAAUGUAGAGAAAUUGAGUGACAAAGCCUUCAAAGAUAUGAAAAGCCUGAGAAUACUAAUUAUUAAGGACGCGAUAUAUUCAGAAGUCCUCCAACAUCUUCCUAAUAGCUUAAGAGUUCUGGAUUGGAGUGGAUAUCCUUCAUGUUGUUUACCACCCGAUUUUGUCAACCUACCUUCUAAUUGUCUCAUUUUCAACAAGUUCAAGGAUAUGAAGUCUUUGAUUAGUAUUGAUUUCACCGACUGUAUGUUUAUAAGAGAAGUACCUGAUAUGUCUGGUGUCCCAAACUUGAGGACAUUGUAUCUUGAUAAUUGUAUUAAUGUUACUAAAAUUCAUGAUUCUGUUGGAUUCAUUGAUAAACUUCAAGAGCUGACAGCCACGGGAUGCGUUAAUCUAACAACAAUCCCCGUCGCAUUCAAUUUGCCAUCUCUUAGAGUUCUCUCUUUCUCCGAGUGCUCAAAACUCGCAAGGUUCCCAGAAAUAUUGUGCAAGAUCGAAAAUUUGCGACAUGUCAACUUGUGGCAAACUGCCAUAGAGGAAUUACCAAUUUCAAUUGGAAAUGUGACGGGACUCGAAGUUUUAACUCUGAUGGAUUGUACUAGGCUUGAUAAGCUACCUGGUAGCAUUUUUACACUACCAAGACUUCAAGAAAUUCAAGCUGACUCAUGUAAAGGGUUCGGCAUUUCUAUUGAAUGUGAAGAUAAUAAUGGACCGCUGAAAUUCACUGUUUCUCCAAACAAGAUUCAUCUGUAUUUGAGCUCUUGCAAAUUAACAGAUGAACAUCUUUUUAUAUGUCUCAGUGGUUUCUCCAACAUGGUACAUUUGGACAUAUCUUGCAGUAAUUUCACUGUCCUUCCACCAUGCAUUAAAGAAUGUAUCCACUUGAACACUCUUCUGUUGACAAACUGCAAUCAGCUUCAUGAAAUCUCAGUAAUUUCACCAAAAUUGAGAGAAAUAGAUGCAUUGAACUGCACAUCAUUGACAUCCCAGUCACAAAGUGUACUAUUAAGCCAGGAAUUUCAUGAAACCGGGGAAAAAACUGUAAUGCUUCCAGGAUCAAGUAUACCAGAAUGGUUUGAUCAUUGUAGCAGUGAAAGAUCGAUAUCCUUUUAUGCUCGCAAGAGAUUCCCUAGUAUUUGUGUGUCUGUUGUUUUUGGAGUGUUGGAAAACUUGCCUCAUCAUUUUCUAGUUAGAUUCUGUUUAAUCAUCAACGGCCACAAAACGAUACUAUCACCAUGUUCUAGUUUGUCAAUUGUGAAGGAACAUGUGUGGCUGUUUGAUCUAAGAGCAUUUAUCAAAAAUCACAACCUUAGAAUUUAUUUCAAGCAACAUGGUUGGAAUCAUGUGGAAGUUUCAUGUGAGGAUUGUGAAGAUGAGCAUUUUAUGGCACAAGCUGUUCAUGGACUUAGAAGAAUGACAAUUGUGAAAUGGUAUGGAAUUCAUGUGUACAGACAAGAAACCAGAAUGGAGAAUAUCUUAUUCACAAGUGCCAAGACUCUACAAGAAAAGAAUACUAAUUUUGAAAGAUUUAAUGAAGAUAAUUACCCUUUGUCUAAAAGGCAGUGUAAAUGAUAUCUAUUUAAGGACAAAACAUAGUGUUCUAUAGAGUGAUGUAGUAUAUGAAUGUGUUUGAGUAUGGCUCAUAGGUACUGACAAGUGGGUAGAGUCGAAUGAGCGGAGCGAGUCGUGAGACUUUGCCCCUUGGUUUGACCCGAACGUUUGUUCAUGCGUAAUGUUGUAAUUUGAACUGUAUUAUUGAUAUACAAGUUAUAAACCAUAAGUUCUAAUAUUUCACUGAUAAUACUAAAGUACCCUUAUCAACUGUAAAUAUACCAACACUUGAUAAGAGUACUAUAGUAAAAACAAUUUUCUUUCUUUCAUUUAUACAUUUUGUUUAAUAUGUUUGAAAUGAUCAAAUGAAUCAUUUAUUAUAGAACAAAGAGUAUAUUUAAGCACUUAAAAAUUAUGGGUAAUAAAUUAUGUUAAACACCUCAUUAGUAUUAUUAAUCAUUGAUGUUUCUAAAAAAAGUACAAUCAUUGAUUGUAAUUAAUCAUUAA
Molecule: messenger RNA, 3764 nt
Organism: Trifolium pratense (red clover)
Lineage: Eukaryota; Viridiplantae; Streptophyta; Magnoliopsida; Fabales; Fabaceae
Product: disease resistance protein RUN1-like
Exons: 5
Coding region: 93-3278 (1061 amino acids)
Biological process (GO): defense response; signal transduction
Molecular function (GO): ADP binding
Source: RefSeq, a predicted model, not a curated record